Molecule: messenger RNA, 3224 nt
Organism: Brassica napus (rape)
Lineage: Eukaryota; Viridiplantae; Streptophyta; Magnoliopsida; Brassicales; Brassicaceae
Product: expansin-B4-like
Exons: 4
Coding region: 2394-3224 (276 amino acids)
Biological process (GO): sexual reproduction
Cellular component (GO): extracellular region
Source: RefSeq, a predicted model, not a curated record
UGGAAUUGACUUGUAAGAGGAGAUGGAGACGGAGAAGAUGAGCGAAUAUGGGAAGGAAAUUGCCAGAGAUCGGGUUUGGCGCAAGAGAGAGAGAGAGAAGAAACCAAACGACCAAAAACAAAGACACCUCUCCUCUCUCCUCUCAUUUGCCAACACGUGGCCACGAAUUGAAUUUAUUAAUUAUAUUGUAAACAUAUCCAAAUACAAAUUGUCUUGAUUACACUUAAAAAAAGAAACUUUGAGAAAGAGGGAAAAUAAAUGAGCUUUAUAGAUCUCAGCUUCUCUUUUCAGAUCUGGUUAAGACCGGCGUGCGUGGGCUUACACAGCCACAACGUCGGUCUUAAUCCUUCGUUUAGCUGGCUUUUGGUGUUGGUUUUCUCGUGUUUGAUAGAGAUUUCUUCUUGGUGGUUGUGUGAUUACGGUGGGAGAAGUUUCCCGGUUCGAUCUCCGGUCAGAGCUAACUAAUCUACUUGAUUAUGACGAAGAAGACGCCGGAUCUGGUAGAGGUACGGAGCAAUUCACCUGCAAAUGUCUUCUUCUUUGCAUUUUACUGAGCUUCUGUUAAGAUCUUGUUGUCCGGGGACCAAAUCCAUCAACUCUCGCCAUGUUUUGAGAUCUCUGCUCCGUUCAGAGGUGUUUAUGGCUUUAGAAAGGCUGAAUCUGAGGUGUCUUUGUUGGGAUUUUAGUGUCAAUCUUCUUUUACCUUCGUUCUAGCUUCGGUGUAAGCGGUGUGCGAUGGUGGCGUGGUGGUGUGUGGAAAACAGAACAUGUCUAACAUCUUUGAGAAGUUUCAGGUUGCUUGUCCCGCUCUAGGAAAGAGUCAUUGUCGCGGCCUUUGGAUAAGUGUAUUUCUCGGUUUGUCUUUUGCUCUCGUGUUCCUCGGGUGCUUCGGCUAAUCGAAGCAGUAUAAUGAGGUUGAGGGUAGUAAGGUUUCUGAUGAAGGUUCGUUUGAGGAGGGAGCUUGCCCCAGUUGUAGUUCUUCUCUGGUUGGUAUAUGAUGUUAUUCUUGUUGGUUUUGGCUUGGUACUGUGAACUGGAGGUUCAUGUAAGUUUAGUUAUGUUUCGUUGUUAAGGCCACCGCAUCGCUUCCUCUCUCGUCAAGAGUUCCGGCUGUUCAAACCGUAAAAGAAUUAAUAUUGUUAUCCCUUGUCAAAUAUUGUCUUUAGCUUUGGUUAUAUGAGUCUAGAGUUCUCUUGUGUUGAUUGUAGUUUUAUCAAGUGUCACUCUUUAUUUGGGUUUAAGUCACCCGUUGUUUGGAUUCAUGUCUCCCUGUUGUGGGUUUAGGAUCUCAUUCUUGUAUGUUCUGUUCUCCAAGUUUUUUUAAUCAAAACCAGUUGGGGAAAAAAAACUAGAAAUCAACAAAAGAUAAAAUGAUGUAACUUGGAAAGAUAAAAUCAACCGACUCUUCUUUCCCCUAAUGAAGAAAGGUUCUUCUGUCAAUAUGUAUUUUUCAUUUUUUUUAAAAAUUAGGUUAAGAGACACCAUUGGAAACCGCGAUAAUGAUGCUCUUAUUAUUGAGGUAAAUAAUACUAUUAAUAAUCUAAAAAGUUUUUUUAGUAUAAGAAAUUAAGAAUAGUUCAAAGGAUUAGACACAAAGUCAGGUCCGUCCUUGCUAUAAGGCAAGUAAAGCACAUGCUUUAGGCCACAAGAUAUAUAACCAAUUUUAGGGCCACAUUUGUAUUUCAGAUUCAGCCAUAUUCAAUGAUUUGAAGCACUGUUAUGUUGUUUGUAUUACUAUUUUCCAUUAGUAUUUAUAUAAAAGGCCACAUAAUUUUUAUUGUGCUUUAGGCCACAUCAAAUUUUGGGACGGCACUGCACAAAGUAUCUGGCUUGCCCCCAUGCCUAACUUACAUGUAACUUACUUUCGUAAUGGAUUAUUAAUUAACUUCAAGGAACCAUUUAGCAAGUAAAAGUCCAAUGAACACGCCCCCUGGAAGAUGUAUACAAAACCUACGUAAUGUUUUAAAAUUUGUAUUCAUUGUUCGGAAAAAAACAAUAACUCCAUUAGCUUACAAAUUUGUAAGGAUUAAUUACUUUCAAGAUUAAAUCCUAUAAAAUAUUGCCAUCCUUUAAAAAAGUUAUAUUGCAAAGUCUUAAAUCCUUGAACUUGUUUCCAGAAUUUUAAACUCAACAAUCAAUCUUAAAAAACUACUUUCCAAUUUCUCUGUGUUAGAAAAUCUGGAGUAGUCAACUGAAAAAUAUGUCAAAUAUAUACGUUACUAGAUAUAUAUAUAAGCAAUAGAAGUUAAUAAAAUAUACAUAAGAAGUUAUAUAUUGACAAUAUAGCAUAUUUUGGUCAACUAUCAAUAAUUUAUUAAGGAAUUAUCUUAUAACUAGUGUUACUUUAAACGAAUUCUUCAUGUAAAAAACAUUAUAAAUAUCAACAUCAUAUAAUGCAUCAAAUACACUAUAGACUUGUGUACAUUGCUCUCUUGGCUCUUUUUGCAGUCUCUUUAAAAUGUUGUUAUUGCCAAAAUGAAACUUUAGCUGCCGGCUGGGGCAACGCUGGUGUUACUUGGUACGGUGAGCCUGAGGGCGCCGGUAGCACAGGAGGAGCUUGUGGAUAUGGGAUGGCAGUGGCUAACCCACCGUUAUACGCGAUGGUUUCAGCCGGAGGCCCUUCACUAUUCAACAAUGGACAAGGAUGUGGAACAUGUUAUCAAAUUGUGUGCACCGGGAAUGCAGCGUGUUCAGGGAGACCAGUAACGGUGACGAUAACCGACGAGUGUCCCGGUGGUCCUUGCGCCUCCGAACCAUUCCAUUUUGACCUUAGCGGCAAAGCCAUCGGUGCCUUAGCCAAACCUGGCCAAGCUGGUAGUCUUCGAGCCGCUGGUGUUCUACGUGUUAGUUAUAGACGUGCUCCAUGUUUAUAUAGAGGGACUAAUAUAGCUUUCCAUGUUGAUGCCGGAGCAAACCCUUUCUACAUGGCAUUUGUUGUGGAAUAUGAAAACGGUGACGGAGAUUUGGCCUCUGUUGAAAUUCAACCGGCUGGCGGAGGAUUUAUAGCCAUGCAAGAUAUGAGGUCCGCCCUGUGGAAAGUAAACUCCGGCAGUGCUCUGAGAGGUCCGUUCAACAUUAGACUUACAUCUCGCGAGUCUCGUAAAGUAGUGGUCGCUCAGGGUGUUACCGGUCAAUCAUUAACUUUUAGAGUUUCACUCUUGGUCAAAUUGUAUUUCACUCGUCCCCCGCUCCUACACAAAAUACUGUGGAGAAAAAGCUUUUAA